Messenger RNA from Temnothorax curvispinosus, 1623 nucleotides. RefSeq lists its product as uncharacterized. The coding region runs from base 1 to 1623 and encodes 540 amino acids. NCBI's taxonomy places the organism in Eukaryota, Metazoa, Arthropoda, Insecta, Hymenoptera, Formicidae. The record is from RefSeq and is a predicted model, not a curated record. The transcript has a single exon.
AUGUACAAAAACAUCAUCAUCGGUGGUGACCUGAAUUGCAACCUCUUGUCGACCAAUUUUAAAGCCAACCACUUGCGCGACCUAAUGUCCAGCAUCUCAAUGAACAUUGUGAAUACUGGGGCUACAUACCACACGGCCACUGCUGACUCGCGGCUUGACGUUUUGGCUGUGGAUGACAGCGACAAGAUUCUGCGGCUGACCAAAUCUGAUAGUCCGUUUAUCACUGGUCACGAUCUAAUGGAAUUAAGACUCUCACUUGGCACAGUUUUUGAUACUAAGCGCUCUAUCGUAAGGCGUAAUUUUAAAGACAUCGAUGCCGACGAGUUCUGUGAUUGCCUUGGGUCUAUUAUGAACAAUCCUAGGUACCUCGAACGUAUCCGGAUCAUUACGGAAGCAGAUGAGGGUCAAUAUGCCGAUGGUCUCUGUGCUGCGCUGUCGGACGCCAUGACCGAAACACUCGAUGCCCAGGCUCCUGCACGUGUGAUUGUGGUGCGGAAGCCACCGACGCAAUGGCUAUCAGAUGAUCUCAAGACGCGUCUUAACACCCGAAACACAACGUACAGGCAGGCCAAGCGUUCGGGCUGUUUACUUGACUACACCGCCUAUAGACACUUUAGGAAUCAGCUCAAUGUGGAUAUCAAGCGAGCAAAGAACGAAUUUCACUACAAUUCACUUGUCAAAAUCACUGACUCGGCUAAACUAAGGAGAGAACUUGCACGACUUGGUCUAGUAAAGCAGACACAAGUCUCUCCGCUACGCUUUUUUACGCCAGAUCAGCUGAAUGCGUACUUCGUGUCAGUCUUUAAAGCUCUGCAGCCAUGCUCACGGGCAGAACUUGUCGUUGCUGUUGCCCAGAUUCCUCGACCAGCAUCGCGACCGCUAUUCAAAUUCUCUGCUAUGCUCCCAUGUGACAUAUAUAAACUUCUCAUGACCGCACCUCUGCAUUCCUACGCGUCAGGUUCGGACGGCAUUCCGCUGCACGUUCUGCGUAUUGCUUGGCCAGUGGCUUCCUCAGUGAUCACCGUAAUGUUCAACCGAUCAUUGGAAACUUCCAUGUUCCCAUCGAAAUGGAAGCGAACACUAAUUCGCCCACAGUCGAAAAUUAGAAACCCACAGUCUCCGUUUGACACGAGACCAAUAGCGAAUCUGCCGGAACUGUCGAAAAUCCUCGAAAAAAUUGUCGCCUCACAGAUUACACAAUAUCUAGAUGAAUUCCAUCUAAUAAAUCCCAGACAGUCUGCUUACCGUUCGGGUCACAACACCCAGUCUGCUCUCUUAAGAGUCUGUGAUGAUAUCAAGCGCGCGAUUAAUAACGGCCAUAUUACUAUAAUGAUACUAUUUGACUUCAGCAAAGCAUUUGACACCGUUCCACACCUUCAACUUUGUAUAAAGCUGAAAGAGUUCGGUUUCUCUGACGAGGCUAUAAUGUGGAUUUUCUCUUACCUGACAGGCCGAUCUCAGGCAGUGGUGGACGACGUUGGAAACUUAUCUGAGUGGCUAUUCACGUCAUCUGGAGUACCGCAGGGCUCCGUGCUUGGUCCUCUAUUGUUUUCUCUCUAUAUCAACGACAUUUACCGUGUUUUGCUACAUACGUAUCAUAUGCUUUUUGCAGACGAUGUUUAA